This is a messenger RNA of Phyllotreta striolata, 1002 nucleotides long. Lineage: Eukaryota; Metazoa; Arthropoda; Insecta; Coleoptera; Chrysomelidae. The record is from the annotation of a GenBank genome assembly.
AUGAAAAGACAGAAUGUCCGAACACUAUCCCUAGUCGUUUGCACCUUCACCUAUCUCCUGAUCGGUGCCGCCGUCUUCGAUGCCCUGGAAUCCAAGGAGGAGGAAAGGCGGGACACCCUGCUCAAAGUCUCCUCCAGCGCGCUCAAGAGAAAGUACAACAUCAGCGAGGAGGACUACCGCAUGAUAGAGCUCGUCAUCAUCGAAUACAAACCCCACAAGGCCGGCCCGCAAUGGAAAUUCGCCGGCGCUUUCUAUUUCGCCACCGUCGUCCUCGCCAUGAUCGGCUACGGUCACUCCACGCCGGUCACGUCCGGAGGAAAAGCCUUCUGCAUCGGAUACGCCGUGAUCGGCAUCCCGUUGGGGCUGGUUAUGUUCCAAAGCAUCGGUGAGCGUCUCAACAAAUUCGCCUCGAUCGUCAUCAAGCACAUAAAGAAGUACUUGAAUUUCCAAAAAAUCGAAGCCACCGAAAUGAACUUGAUGUUCGCCACCGGCAUGCUGUCUUCCAUCAUCAUAACAACGGGAGCCGCGGUGUUUUCCCGUUACGAAGGUUGGACUUACUUCGAUAGCUUCUACUACUGCUUCGUGACGUUGACCACCAUCGGUUUCGGAGAUUACGUCGCUUUGCAGAACGACAAUGCACUAAAAGAAAGACCUGGUUACGUUGCUUUGAGCUUGGUGUUUAUUCUCUUCGGACUGGCAGUUGUAGCUGCUAGCAUAAAUUUACUCGUGCUUCGCUUCAUGACCAUGAACGCUGAAGAAAUACGUCGUGAAGAUCAAGACUUGCAAUCGUCGUCUCACCACGUACUGACUUUAGAUGGAGAAGUGAUGGCGGUUAAUGGGAAAUUAUUGUCGGGUCAUCCUAUGGUUUCCGAGGGAGAAAUAGAUCAAAUGUCGGUGUGUUCUUGCAAUUGCCUCGGUUUGAAUCACGCCGAAAAUGAGGAAUUGCUUUUGGAUGGAAGCUAUUACCCGUCGAGUUUGAAGAUAAAAAGGGCCUCGGUGUGA